Gekko japonicus is the source of this 2540-nucleotide messenger RNA. RefSeq names its product ankyrin repeat domain 13 family member D (gene ANKRD13D). The coding region runs from base 1 to 1839 and encodes 612 amino acids. NCBI's taxonomy places the organism in Eukaryota, Metazoa, Chordata, Lepidosauria, Squamata, Gekkonidae. Gene Ontology annotation, cellular component: cytoplasm. Gene Ontology annotation, molecular function: protein binding. The transcript is spliced from 15 exons. The record is from RefSeq and is a predicted model, not a curated record.
AUGGUGCAUGAUGUCGAGAUGUUGGACCCACGUGGCCGGACACCCCUGGAGCUGGCCGUGUCCCUGGGGAGCCUGGAGUCUGCACGGGUGCUGCUGCGACACAAUGCCAACGUGGGCCGGGAGAAUGGCAGUGGCUGGACAGUCCUGCAGGAGGCCGUGAGCACAGGAGACCCAGAAAUGGUGCAGCUGGUGCUCCAGUAUCGUGAUUACCAGCGUGCCACACAACGCCUAGCUGGCAUCCCAGAACUUCUCAACAAACUACGUAGAGCUCCUGAUUUCUAUGUGGAAAUGAAAUGGGAGUUUACUAGCUGGGUGCCCCUGGUCUCUAAGAUGUGCCCAAGUGAUGUAUACCGAGUGUGGAAGCGUGGCGAAAACCUACGGGUUGACACAACCUUGCUGGGUUUUGAGCACAUGACUUGGCAGCGGGGCCGGCGCAGCUACAUCUUUAAAGGCGAAGAUGAGAAUGCUGUGGUGAUGGAGGUGGAUCACGACAAGCAAGUGGUGUACACGGAAACAUUGUCACUGGCCUUGCAUGAGCCCGAGCUGAUGCUAGCUGCCAUGCAGCCUUCAGAGGAGCACGUUGCCAGUCGGCUCACUUCACCCAUCGUCUCUACCCACCUCGACACCAAGAACAUUGCCUUUGAGCGGAACAAAUCUGGCAUCUGGGGCUGGCGCUCGGAGAAGAUGGAGAGCAUCAGUGGCUAUGAAGCUAAGGUUUACAGUGCCAUCAAUGUGGAGCUUGUCACCAAAACCCGUACAGAGCACCUAUCAGACCAGGACAAAACACGCAACAAGGGCUCCAAGACCCCCUUCCAGUCCUUCCUGGGAAUAGCCCAGCAGCAUGCGGCCCAGAAUGGGGCUCCUGUGCUGCAGUCCGCGAGCCCCACCAACCCAACGGCUAUUACCCCUGAGGAAUACUUUGACCCCAACUUCAACUUGGAGUCUCGCAAUAUCGGUCGCCCUAUUGAGAUGUCCAGCAAAGUGCAGAGGUUCAAGGCCACCCUGUGGCUGUGUGAGGACCAUCCCCUCUCCCUGGUGGAGCAGGUAACACCCAUAAUUGAUCUGAUGGCUAUCAGCAACGCCCACUUUGCCAAGCUGCGUGACUUCAUUACCCUCAAGUUGCCGCCUGGCUUCCCUGUCAAAAUCGAGAUCCCCCUCUUCCAUGUGCUGAACGCUCGGAUCACUUUCAGUAAUCUUUGUGGCUGUGAUGAGCCCCUGAGCUCAGUGCAGAUCUGUCCGCCCGCACCCAGUCCCGAGAGCACUGAGGAACUGAGUGCCGGGGCAGAAGCAGCCAGUGGCACCAAAGUGUACCCUUUUCCCUGUGAGGUGGACCCAUCAGUAUUUGAGGUGCCCCAGGGCUACACCAUGUUGGGUGCAGGCCGUACAGAGCCCAUGAGGGAUGAAGAUGACGACUUACUUCAGUUUGCCAUUCAGCAGAGCCUUCUGGAUGCUGGCACAGAGACAGACCAGGUUACUAUAUGGGAAGCUCUGACCAACACACGACCAGGAUCCAAUCCCCCAUCCUAUGACGAGGAACUACAGCUGGAACGGGCUAUCCAGGAGAGCAUGUUCCUUCAGUCGGGGCCAGGCCUGGGCACGGUGGAGACGGGAGGAAGCAAUGGUGCUCCUCCUCCUCCUCCUCCUCCUGAGGUCAGCCCAGCUCUCGGCACCGACGGGGGCCGCUCCUCUGCCUUGCCACCCCCCUACCCCAGCUUCGAUGAGCAGCUGCGUCUGGCCAUGGAGCUGUCCUCACAGGAGCAGGAAGAGUGGGAACGCCAGCGCAGCGAGGAAGACGAGGAGCUGCAGCGCAUCCUCCAGCUCUCGCUGACGGAGAAGUAGCCUCCCAGCCUGCCAGCAAGAGGCCCCUCGCCUCCCUCCGGCCUCGCACCGCCCAGCCGCCCUGGCUCUCACCGUCUCUUUAACCUCUGGCGGGGUGGGGGUGAGGGUUGGCCUGGGUGCGAGAAGAAGACAGCACCUUCUGCAUUCCUUGGGACUCACUCCGUUCCACCCUGGUAUUAUUUCCUGUAAGAUAUUUUUAAAAUUGCUUUAUCUCCUCAUCCCUCAUUGAGGAAAGUGUUUUAUAUAGGAGGGGGAAUAUGGAGCAGCGGAGCAGAGGAAGUGCAAUAAGUUGAGGAGAGCAGCAUCGGUGGCGUCUGCUGCUUUCCCAAGACUUGCCCGGGCCUGGCCGGGGCAGUGGCAGCAGGCGGGGGCGGAGCCCUGGAGCCUGAGGCUGUGAGCGCUGAAGCCGGCCUGCCUGCCGUGUGUGUGAUGCACCGUCGUCGUCGUCAUUCCUCCAUUCCCCCCCCCUUCCUGCUCCCCACCCCCACCUGUGUGUUUAAUUUAUUUUAUUUAUAUCUCUGAAGAUAUAUACGAGAAGGGGAGCAGGAGGUGUGUAUUUUUUUUUUUUUUUAACUGAACCCAGCGGGUCUAAAGGGAACAGCCGUGCCCACUCCUGAGUGGCUUUUUCCUGUCGUUUGGGGACCAGGCACGGGGGUGGGGGAGGCUCUGGGCAGCAAGAACUACUAAAUAAAACUAAGAAA